AUGGCUGUGGCUAAUGCAUCUUCGCUGGCGGACUGUGAACGGAACGCGUUGCUUGUGUUUGGCUCUAGCACAGCCAUUCUACUCACCGGUGCUUUGUUCAUUAUUUUGGGCCGCUUUAUAACAUUGCAUCAGAAACAGGGGGACUCGGAUGAGGACAGUUUGCAUGAAUUGAUCCGGUCCAGACAAAUGGGCUGGUUUCCUAAACAGGCUGAACGACUAUUGUCAGGGAAACCACUCUGUGGGAAAGUUUUGAUUACCGCCUCCAAGAAUUUGCUCAAAACCUGGUUCAGUUUAGAAUCAUUGAUCGAUUGUUACACUAUUUUUCCGAUAAUGUUCGCCAUAGUAUUUGGAAGAUAUCAUUAUAACUUUGGUUUUCUCUAUUUCACAAAAAUUAACAAAAUCACCGAGGCUAUCGUGUUACUCAGUCUGGUUGAUCAGGAACGGAGCAUUAGAAAACUCAAAUUGAUCUCACAAUUGUUAGCUGCUUGGUUCACAUUUGCUGGAAUUAUCCUACUGCUCGAACGCAUCGGUGAUUUUUGGGAACAUCGCGAAAUUUUACGCGAUUUGGAAUUUUUGGAUUGCAUUUAUUUUUUACUCGUUACCGUGGCAACCGUUGGUUACGGGGAUAUUGUGUGCACCAGUUAUCUAGGUCGCCUGGUUAUCAUAUUUGUCAUUGUCAGCGCAUUAAUUUCCAUUACCACACAUAUGUCCGAACUGUACGAAUUAUUUCGGUGCAGUAAGCAAUAUUCCGGCUCGUUUAAUAAUGAAUACCAUCCUCGCCACGUGGUCGUUUGUGGAGAAAUCAAUUACGAUUCGGUGUCCAUAUUUUUGAAUGCGUUCAUUCACGCGGAUCGUGGUCGAUAUGAUAAAAACAUCAUGAUCGUAUUUCUCGCAGAGUAA
Molecule: messenger RNA, 900 nt
Organism: Echinostoma caproni
Lineage: Eukaryota; Metazoa; Platyhelminthes; Trematoda; Plagiorchiida; Echinostomatidae
Source: the annotation of a GenBank genome assembly